AUGACUUAUCCACUUCGCCAGCUAUACUACGACGGCAAGCGUCAAAAUGCGACAUCACACAGCACCUUUGAGACGGUAGACCCGGCUACGGCUAAACCUGUAGGAGAGGUUCAAACUGCUUCCCAUGCCGACAUUGAUAAAGCUAUUGUCUCUGCACAAUCAGCUUUCCAAUCAUGGUCCACCACUCCCCCAAUCGAGAGGUCUCGUAUCCUGUUGAGGGCAGUUGCUCUUUUGCGUGAACGCAACGAUGAGAUUGCCAAAGUCGAGACCCACGACACAGGCAAGCCUUUCUCAGAGACCAGCACUGUAGAUGUCGUGACCGGAGCCGACGUCCUCGAAUACUAUGCCAACAUGGUUGCCUCUGGCGGUCUAAAUGGCGAAACCACACAACUCCGUCCUGACGCCUGGGUCUACACGACCAAGAACGCUCUGGGCGUCUGCGCAGGCAUUGGAGCCUGGAACUACCCCAUCCAAAUCGCCCUUUGGAAAUCCGCCCCUUGUCUAGCAGCAGGAAACUGCAUGGUGUACAAACCAUCAGAAUUCACCCCUCUGCACGCUCAAAUCCUGGCCGAAAUCUACACCGAAGCCGGUGUUCCCGCUGGUGUCUUUAACGUCGUCCAAGGAGCUGGAGAUGUAGGCGCUUACCUCACCGCUCACCCAUCCAUUGCAAAAGUCAGCUUCACAGGCCAAGUCAGCACCGGCAUGAAAGUAGCAGGCUCAGCAGCCGGAAACAUGAAAUACGUAACCAUGGAACUCGGCGGAAAAUCUCCUCUAAUCAUCCUUCCCGACUGCCCCGUGGAGAACGCAGUCGACGGAGCAAUGAUGGCAAACUUCUUCUCCACCGGCCAAGUCUGCACAAACGGCACCCGAGUCUUUGUUCCCAAAGCCAUGCUCCCAGCUUUCGAGGAACGUCUCUUGCAGAAGAUGGAAUAUGUACGUGCCGGAGACGUCAUGGAUCCAAACACAAACUUUGGCCCCUUGGUCAGCAAGACGCACUAUCAAAAAGUGCUCGAAUACAUCAAGCAUGGUGUAAACACCGACAAGGCAAAACUGAUCCAUGGCGGCUUCUCAAAGCCCUCCUUUGCAAACACAAACCCCGAAGGUUACUGGGUUGCCCCCACUAUCUUCACCUCCUGCACCGACGACAUGAAGAUCACGCGCGAGGAAAUCUUCGGCCCUGUCAUGUGUAUCCUGCCCUACUCUUCCGUUGAAGAAGUGGUAAAGCGCGCAAACGACACACCCAUGGGUUUGGCAGCAGGGGUGUUCGGCCAGGAUAUCAAUGCAGCACAUAAAAUUGUUUCGCAGUUGCAGGCGGGAAUCACUUGGAUCAAUACUUGGGGAGAGUCACCGGCUGAGAUGCCCGUGGGAGGGUGGAAGUUGAGUGGUGUGGGAGUGGAGAAUGGACGUAAAGGCUUGGAAGCUUGGGUGAAGAAUAAGAGUACGCUGGUUGAGAUGGGCGGGAUUGUGGGUACUGUGUUUGCUAAGCUGUAG
Molecule: messenger RNA, 1491 nt
Organism: Aureobasidium subglaciale EXF-2481
Lineage: Eukaryota; Fungi; Ascomycota; Dothideomycetes; Dothideales; Saccotheciaceae
Exons: 1
Coding region: 1-1491 (496 amino acids)
Molecular function (GO): aldehyde dehydrogenase (NAD+) activity
Source: RefSeq, a predicted model, not a curated record